CGCCUCGCUGAGUUGUUGUUUUUUUAUCCCUCGAUGCCGUGUCGAUAUAAACUAAUAUUUAGCGAUGGCUAGUCAUCUUAAAUUUACACAGGAUGUACGGGUUUUCACACUGAACUGUUGGGGAAUUCCAAUAGUCUAUGCAUCAUUGCAUAGGAAGGAGAGGUUUCAGGCCAUCGGGGAACAUUUGACCAAAGGAAACUAUGACAUUGUUGUUUUAGAAGAGGUAUGGAGCCACGGUGAUUUCAAAAGGCUGGUGGAACAAACAAAAGAUGCACUACCAUAUUCCUACUACUUUCAUAGUGGUUUCCUUGGAGCUGGACUCUGUAUUUUCACCAGAGGAGAAAUCAUUGAUACUGUAAUACACCGGUACUCACUCAAUGGCUAUGCCCACAAAGUACAACACGGAGACUGGUUUGGAGGAAAGUGCAUCGGCCUAUGCGUGAUCAAGUUAGGGAAACUCCGGUUUAAUGUUUACGCAACACAUCUUCACGCGCAGUACUCGGUCGAGAACGACGAGUACAAGUCGCACCGUGUCACGCAGGCGUUCGAGACGGCACAGUUCAUCCGCGCGACGCGGCAGAACGCCGACGUGACGAUCCUCGCCGGCGACCUCAACCUCGAGCCGACGCAGGUCGGCUACAAGGUCAUCAGGAGCCACGCGCAGCUGCAGGACGCGUGGCUGGCGAGCGAGAACAAGAUGAACAACCACGAUGAGUCGGGGCAGACCUGUGAUACAGUGCACAACACGUACAGCGCCGGCGGGACCAAUCCUGUCCGUAUCGACCACAUCAUGUACUCAUGCAACCCGAGUAUGAACACCGACAUUGGAAUUAGGUGUAUGGAUGUCCAACUGCCAUUAGGAAUUGUUCCUGGCCACCAAAUCAGCUACUCUGACCAUGAGGCAUUGCUGGCUGUACUGAGGAUAUCAAACGACAAGACCGAUAAUGUCGGGUUACAACCGGAGGAGGGCGACGCAGAGGAGCGAAUGUCGGUGCUCACAGAAGCUUCGCGCAUCAUCGGCGAGGGCAUCGACAACGUACAGCGCUCGCGCUACGUCUUCGGCGCCAUCUGCGUCGUCAGCGUCUGCCUGCUCGCGCUCACCGUCAACAUCGAGUUUCCGUGGGGCACGCAGAGCGUCGCCGUCGCGCUGCGCAUCUGCAUCUCGGCCGCCGUCGCUUACAGCUUCUGGAUGGCCGUCGUUGAGAGCCGCAAGGAGAUUGUGUCGAUGUUGGCUGCGACCGCGGGGCUGCGCGUGUGCGUCAACACGCUGCAGCGCGGCUCGACCGCAGGUCGGGAGGAGAGGGAUGCGCGCGAGACGACGAGCGGGUAGCUCUAGGAGAAUAUCGAUUUUCUGCUCGCGAAGGACCGGGUCGAGAUUGGGUUUCGGGUCGAGACUUUAGCAAGCGCGCGGCGGGCAAAAAGCGAGGCAUCUUUUUCGGGUCGGGCGAUUGACGUGAUAUCUGUGAGUAUAAAAACAUCUAGCCGUGUGGCUGAUCAUGUGUAAUUUACAUUGCGUGGCAUUUUGCGCUGUAUAUUCCGUUCGUGCUCGACUGUAGCCAUGCGCGUGAUGUUAUUAAUUGCCAAUGUGAUUUCAUGACGUUUUUAAACGUAUCACAAAUUGUGUUUGAUCAUUAAUUUUGCACAUCAUUGCACAUUCCGUUACUAAAGUGUGAUCAUUUUCAAUCCAAUCAUGUCUGAUAAAAUGAUGUAUCAGUAAGUAGUAAUAUCUGUUACAGCAUAAGAAGUCACGGCCAGCGUGAUUUCAAUUAGUAUGCAAAAUACACAUUACAAAAAUAACCAUGAUGGUUGCCACGGUGAUUUAUAUAGGAAUUAUUUACACCAAACUUGUGUUUAAUCACGAAAUUAAUUAUGAAGUUUAAUACAGGUUAUAAAUAGCAAAAUUUGGUAGCAUAAACCACACCUUUACUGUUUUUCAGUUGGGCUUGAUUUUUAUACUGUACUCUUAUAUGUAUUGGAUUAUGCCAAGAAUAUCUAGUCUUAAUUUCUUUUUCUGUUUAGAUAUAGAACAUUGACUUUUUCUGAAAGGUAACUGCUACAAAAUUCAGAACAUUGCACAAUGGAUCAUGUUACGAAUUUGCACGUGACACUACUGUUAUUCGAGUUUCUCAAUCAUGCUUAUAAAUACUGUAUAUACCGGG
Messenger RNA from Priapulus caudatus, 2159 nucleotides. RefSeq names its product putative neutral sphingomyelinase. The record is from RefSeq and is a predicted model, not a curated record. Gene Ontology annotation, molecular function: sphingomyelin phosphodiesterase activity. NCBI's taxonomy places the organism in Eukaryota, Metazoa, Priapulida, Priapulimorpha, Priapulimorphida, Priapulidae. Gene Ontology annotation, cellular component: cytoplasm. The coding region runs from base 65 to 1330 and encodes 421 amino acids. The transcript has 8 exons.